AAAUCUCGCACGCUGUGAAUUGCUUUCGUUUCCGGUGGGCUAUAAGAGUAUCAGACGGAUGAUGAAAACUUACACGAUAUUGCUUACUUGUGUAAGCAAACUUAAGCUGUGGUGGGAUGCCAAAACCAGGGGGUGAUAAGGGUUCCGAUUCCGUGAGGAGCUGGCAAGUAGCAUUAGGCAUCAAGCUAUAGCAGCAGCGACCCAAGUCAUCUCGGUUAAGGAAACGGAAGUAGUCAGCACUCAUCCCACAAAUUUAGCAUGCUUGCCACGACCACCGGGCUCGCAAGGACUGCUCCUCCGACCCCAGGACUUGCACCGUAGUGGAGCAUAAGGAGAACAGGCUUCUUUGCCGUGCGCACGUCGGUGAAGGAGCGAGAUACAUUCACUUCUCUGCCUCCCUGAAUCACAGCUCUCUCUUCAGUUCAGCUCUGUGAUCUGUCCUCGCCAUUCCACGACGAUCGUGUAGCUUUAUUUUGAUCUUAGAACUACGUGUCUGGUUCUGCUCCUUCGUCAAUCGGUUGCUAGUCACUGUCUCCAGGGACAAUCCAUUCUUGAGCCAUGGCAAGGAAGAAGAUCAGAGAGUAUAACUCAAAACGCAUCUUCAAGGAGCACUUGAAGAGGCUAGCAGGCAUUGAUGUUGAUAUCAAGGCUGCGCAGGUAACACAAUCAACAGAUUUCAACGAGUUGGCAAACAAGGAAGCAUGGCUUAACUCUACUCGCCUAGUUGUUAAACCUGAUAUGUUAUUUGGCAAGCGCGGUAAAAGUGGACUGGUAGCACUCAAUCUGGACUUGGCAGGUGUGGAGUCAUUCGUUAAGGACCGACUCGGCAAAGAGGUGGAGAUGAGCGGCACCAAGGGUCCUAUCACCACUUUCAUUGUUGAACCAUUUGUUCCUCACAGCGACGAAUUCUACCUAUCUAUUGUGUCAGAUCGGCUUGGAGCUAAUAUCAGCUUCUCCGAAUGUGGAGGUAUAGAAAUUGAAGAAAACUGGGAAAAAGUCAGGUCCGUCUUUAUACCUACUGAGAAGACUCUGACGUCCGAGCUAUGUGCUCCAUUGAUUGCCACACUUCCAUUGGAGGUUCGACCUAUUAUUGAAGCUUUUCUGAAGGGCUCAUUCGCUGUCUUUGAAGAUUUGGACUUCACUCUGCUGGAGAUGAACCCAUUUACACUCGUCAAUAACGUCCCUCUUCCAUUGGACAUGCGUGGCGAGCUGGAUGAUACUGCUCUUUUUAAGAACUUCCAGAAGUGGGGCAAUGUGGAGUUUCCAUUACCCUUUGGAAGAACCAUGACUCCAGCCGAGGAGAGUAUUCACAGGAUGGACGAGAAGACCGGUGCUUCUCUGAAAUUGACGAUACUGAAUCCGAAGGGCCGCAUUUGGACAAUGGUUGCUGGAGGUGGUGCCAGUGUCAUUUACGCUGAUACUGUCGGGGAUCUUGGUUAUGCACACGAGCUUGGCAAUUAUGCUGAGUACAGUGGAGCUCCAAAUGAAGAAGAGACUUUGCAGUAUGCCCGUGCUUUGAUUGACUGUUGUACAGCAAAUCCUGAUGGCCGCAAGAGAGCUUUGGUUGUCGGUGGAGGCAUUGCUAACUUCACUGAUGUUGCAGCAACUUUCAACGGCAUCAUUCGAGCCAUGCGUGAAAAGCAAUCUCAUUUAAAAGCAGCAAGGGUGAACAUUUUCGUGCGGAGAGGAGGCCCCAACUACUUGAAGGGUCUGGCAAACAUGCGGGCUCUAAGUGAAGAGACUGGAGUUCCUAUUGAGGUGUACGGACCGGAGGCAAGCAUGACCGGGAUCUGCAAGCAAGCGAUCGAUUAUAUUAGUGCAAGAGAUUGACAAUGUUUUGCGAAGGGAUUCGCUUUCUCCAAUUAUUGUGGUAGAUUUUCUGAUUUCCAAGUCGCAACGACCGUGUUUUAGUCAGUGAUCUUUCCGGAACUAAUUUCAAAUCUCUAUCAAUAUCUUUCUCAAGUUGAUCUAGUAGUACCAUUUCUAAUGUAAUAAGUCACUUAUAAGGCUGGAUAUUCACCAGAGAAAUAGCAUGAUCUUCCUUUCAGUCUCAUUGAGUAUUCAUGGACUGGAUUAUUGAUGAAGUACUGCUCCUGUUAAUUUCGGGGUAAA
This is a messenger RNA of Physcomitrium patens, 2112 nucleotides long. RefSeq names its product ATP-citrate synthase alpha chain protein 3. The record is from RefSeq and is a predicted model, not a curated record. Lineage: Eukaryota; Viridiplantae; Streptophyta; Bryopsida; Funariales; Funariaceae. Gene Ontology annotation, molecular function: succinate-CoA ligase (ADP-forming) activity. Gene Ontology annotation, biological process: succinyl-CoA metabolic process; tricarboxylic acid cycle. Gene Ontology annotation, cellular component: succinate-CoA ligase complex.